Molecule: messenger RNA, 855 nt
Organism: Triticum turgidum subsp. durum (durum wheat)
Lineage: Eukaryota; Viridiplantae; Streptophyta; Magnoliopsida; Poales; Poaceae
Source: the annotation of a GenBank genome assembly
AUGGCCUUCACCCAGAACGCAAGGACCACGCCGAGAUUCUCAUCGCCGGGGGACAGCGACACGACGCGCGGCAUCAGCGCCCUGCAUCGGUUGGGCAGCUUGGGGGACAGGCCGCGCAUCGCCUGCUCCUGGGGCUCGGACAGGUCGGACCCGAGCUCAUCCCAGCUGAACCUCGGCGUCUCCUCCGCCUCGCCGCCGCCGCCGCCCCCCAGCGAAUUCGACAAGCCCCCGAGCUCGCCGGAUCCGAUGGCCGUCACGUUCUCCGACCUCCACACCGCCGACGGGCUCAAGGCCCUCGAGGCGCACCUCGCCGGCAAGACCUACAUCUCCGGCGAUGGGAUCACCAAGGACGACGUCAAGGUGUUCGCGGCGGUGCCCGUGAAGCCCAGCGCCGAGUUCCCGAACGCUGCCCGCUGGUAUGACACCGUCGCCGCGGCUGUUGCUUCAAGGUUCCCUGGCCAGUCCUCUGGGGAUGAAGACGACGAUGAUGACAUGGAUCUGUUUGGCGAUGAGACCGAGGAGGACAAGAAAGCUGCAGCUGAGCGUGAGGCUGCCAAGCCUGCAAAGAAGAAAGAAAGUGGCAAAUCCUCUGUCCUCAUGGACAUCAAGCCAUGGGACGAUGAGACUGACAUGAAGAAGUUGGAGGAGGCUGUCCGCAGUGUUCAAAUGGAGGGUCUCACCUGGGGUGCAUCUAAGCUUAUGCCCGUGGGUUAUGGCAUCAAGAAGCUCCAGAUCAUGCUGACGAUCAUUGACGACCUCGUGUCUGUCGACACUCUUAUUGAGGAAGUGCUCUGCGAGACGCCCAUCAACGAGUAUGUCCAGUCGUGUGACAUCGUUGCCUUCAACAAGAUCUAG